UAAUGGAUCAAUCGCAAGCGAGAAAACGGCAAAAGAACAUGUGGAUAUCUAUCUUUUCUCAGGGUGGGAGACGCACGGAGAGAGACAGAAAAGAGAUUCCAGGAUCAUUGAUCACGAGCUGACGGAUUCCCUCUUUACUCUCAUUCUCCAGCACUUUUACCACCGACCCGUCUCUGGAUAGUUACAGCGAGCCUCCCCACCCUCUCUCUCUCUCUCUUCUCUUCCCCUCAGCAGCCCCAUCGCAAGAACGCGAAGCAGCGUACCGUCCAACGAGAUUUUCCUUCUUUCUUGAAUCUCCUCCUCCUCCUCCUCCCCUUUCUCGAAGCAGCGUGCCGUCCGCGAAUUGCGUCCUCUUCGGCGUGCACCGAAUCAGCUCCCUCACCAUAACCACCACCUUGCGGGCCUUAAACCCCGAACACCGCGGCCCGGUCGUUCCGCUCCCCCUGAUCGGACGCGCCGGGUUUCGCCACCCGCCUAGCGGAGCCACAGUGUCGCCGACGCCGCCGACGAUCGAGGUCGUCCGCCGUGUCGCUGGAACCUCAGCGACGAAGCUCUCGCUGCUCCGUUGCGUCGCGCCCCGCUCACGGCGGUUUCAUGUCCCGGUAGCUGCGUCGUUGCUGCGUCGUGCCGUUGUGCCGUGGCUCGCCUCUUCGGGCCCUGUCGGAUUGGACCUGUUCGCAUCCCGUUCUGUCUUGCCCUGCUUCGGAAUCUUGGCCCGUGGAGGUUCUGGUCUCUCUCCAUCAGGCUGUUAUUCCUCAGCUGUCUAAUCCCAUCAUGUUUUGUGAUUUGUUGAAGAAAUCAUACGACAUUGUCGGAGUUGUCAGUGUCAUGGCUCUCAGCAGUCUCUUCAUCCUCAUGACGCAACAUGGCUUAGAUUACCCCUACUAUUAUGAAAAGCUGCUUGUUUCCUGCUUAAGAUCACCGGUCCUUCCAGCAUACUUGGCUGCGCUGGUUGUUGUUGCACCAAUCCUCAAUCUCUUUCAAUGGCAUCCUUCAAUCAACUGUUUGGUGCACAGGGAGGAUGGUGAAUCUGAGGCCAAGGAUGAUAUGAAAGAGCAGAUUGUUGGUAAUAGAAAUGACUCAACUGGCAUAAAUUUGCCUAAGAAACGCGGUUUUGAUCUUUUCCAUGAUGCUAGUGGACCGUCCAAGUCAUUAAAACCAGAAGUUGACCUAAAAGAGAAAAGCAUGAAUCUUCUGUAUAUAUUACUGGUUAAUCUACUGCCCUUUAACAUUUUCCUGGUAUUCUCUGCCACCAAAAUAGCUAAGAAGAUAAAAUUGAUGUUCACUAAAUCAUGGAUUUCAUUUUUGAGGUUGCCACUUCCACUUGAUGCAUAUAAGGAGGUUCUGGUCUCUCUCCAUCAGACAGUUAUUCCUCAGCUGUCUAAUCCCGUCAUGUUUUGUGAUUUCUUGACGAGAUCAUACGACAUUGGUGGAGUUGUCAGUGUCAUGGCUCUCAGCAGUGUCUUCAUCCUCAUGACACAACAUGGCUUAGAAUACCACUCCUUCUAUGAAAAGCUGCUUGUUUCCUGCUUAAAAUCAACCCUCCUUCCAGCAUACUUGGCUGCUGCUAAGAAACUGAGUCGACUAGCACUCUCUGUGCUUCCGGUUGGGGCACUUUUUAUUAUUGCUUCUAGCUGCAAUCUCUUACAAUGGCAUCCUUCAAUACCUGUCUGGACUUAUUUUUACUUUUUGCUUGAUAUAAAUCAUGCGGCUCAUGCACUUUGCAUUUUUCCAAAUGUAGAACUCAGGAAACCUCCACCAAACUCAACUUUUAACAUGUAGAUAUUAGAUUGCAUUAUUUUUUGUUAGCUAAACUUUUUUAAAUUUUCUGAGAUUUGAAUAAUAUUUUAAAUUUUGGUGUUUUCUUUCUUUUAAAUG
Messenger RNA from Eucalyptus grandis, 1878 nucleotides. Its product is annotated as protein NUCLEOLAR COMPLEX ASSOCIATED 4-like. Bases 775 to 1782 code for a protein of 335 amino acids. Lineage: Eukaryota; Viridiplantae; Streptophyta; Magnoliopsida; Myrtales; Myrtaceae. The transcript is spliced from 9 exons. Gene Ontology annotation, biological process: ribosome biogenesis. Gene Ontology annotation, cellular component: nucleolus; Noc4p-Nop14p complex; small-subunit processome. The record is from RefSeq and is a predicted model, not a curated record.